AUGGGGCUUGCAAUCAUGCAGCAGCAACAGCAGCAGCAGCAUCAGCAGCAGCAACAACAAUACCAACAGUAUCAACCCCAACUCUCUCUUCCAAUGCCUUCCUCUCAACAACAAUAUCACCACCAACAACAACAGCAGCACCAUCAUCAACUCCAACAACAUCAACAACUCCAGCUACAACAACACCAGCUUGAACAGCGCAUGAAACGACGUCGGUUUUCGCGUCGCGGCCGUAAGAACCUAACAACUCGCGACAAACAUGAUCUAAUUGUAAUUCUCGAGGAAAACUCAAACCUGGUUCGUGACAAUGACUGGGAUGCGAUCUCCACUAUUUUUAAUCGUCAUGCGUGCGGUGAUCAACGACCCUCGCGUACCGGCGCAUCUCUCCGAAGUGCUUUCAGUAAACUCCGGAAACGCGCAAAACCUUCUGGUGACAAUCAUCUCGAUAACCUCAUUGAUCACGCAAAUAGACUCCACUCACUACUUUAUACACGGACUGGAGGAGCCCAGCCUGGCGGCGGUGCACCUACACCCGCUGGAGGAAGCUUGGGGUUUAACCCUGGGUUGUUUGAAAGUGAAGACGGUGGUAAUAAUGGGCUAGGAGGAUUUGCAACUACUUCAGGUAUUAGUGAUGCUCCCAAUUCUUCUCAAAACUCACCGGAAUAUUACCAUAGUGAUGAACAAGAUGAAGGAUUAAGCAGUAGCAUAUCUAUGAACACAGUCACAACAUCAACAGCAACUGCAGUUUCUUCUACAAUUUCAAAUGAUUUCUCACAACAACAAUAUACUUCUACACAAACUAGUCUUUCUGGACUUGUUCACAGCGCCAGUCAUUCAUCAGAUCUACACCAACACACUCAACCUCAUCACCAACAACAACAACAACAACAACAACAACAACAACAACAACAACAACAACAACAACAACAACAACAACAACAACAACAACCCUCGCUUCGGAGCGUUUUAGGGAACAGUAAUAUUUUACGGUACGAACAACCAGGGAACUUGUUUGCUCAGUCAAACACUACUCAACAAGAAGACAAUGCCUUGGAAUAUCAACAAAACUCGGUUAGGGACAGCAAUGUAUCUUCCAAUCCUUUUCGGUCAUUAACUUCUACGUCUUCUUCUUCAUCUUCGUCAAGUGCUCAGUUUCUUACUGAAGAUUCCAGAAUUCCACGGUUUUCUAUGGGUCUUUCUUCGUCCUCAUCAUCAUCAUCAUCAGCUCAAAACAACAAUAACAAUAACAACAACUUGACUGAGCAAAGCACAAGAUCUGGAUUUUCACGAUUUGCUCCACAAUUUUCCUUCAGUUCUGCAAACCCACUUGAUCCGCGGGCCGCUGCUUCCUCUCCGCGGCGACACUCGGAAAGUAGCGGUGGUGGAGGAGAAAUUUUCACCUUGACAAGUGCAACAACACCUGCAAUAGCAGCAAUAGCAUCAGUAGCAGGAGAAACAGACACAGGUUCUCCUCUUUCAGCUCAUCAACCUAAUCCACAACAACAACAUUUCCGCGGACCGUCCGAUAAUCAUAUUUUUAAACGGCCGUCUUCGGUAGUGUUUCAGUUCCCCAGAAGCGGAAAUAAUCCCACCACUGCUUCCACAAACACCACUUCACCUACCAAUUCCGUCCCUAAUAAUUCAAGCUCAAGUUCGGCAUCAUCGGCCUCAAAUCCUACGGCUAUUUCUUCUUCUUCUUCUUCUUCUUCGGUGGCAUCAGUUUCUUCUUCUGGAAAUGCAGCACCAUCAACUGGAGAUUCCUCUUCGAACAAUAGCAAUAACAACAAUGGUCCUGAAGACUCUUCGCUGUCAAUUUCUCCUCGAAUGAGCACUGGGCCACUGGCUUCUUCUUCUUCAGCAACAGUUUCUGUUUCAUCACCUAAUACACACAACAGUGCAACCUCAGCAUCAAAAUCUACUGGUUCUGAUGGGGCGUCCAUGACGACGACGACCACAACGCCGACGACAACUACAACUUCCACUACCAAUACGGUGGGGCUUCAGCCGCAGCUGCAGAACUUCCCAAACGAGCAACAGCAGACAAGACGGCGGAGUGCCGCGGCAUCCGCGGGAUCUCCGGCGGCAUCCGCGGGUGAGACUGGAUCUGCCAAUAGCAGUGCCACAAAUAACAAUGCCAAUUCAACGGCACCGUCAACGGCCACCAGUUCCUCUAAUACUACAAACGCAGAAGCAGCAGCAGCAGCAGCAGCAGCAAGUGAAUCUUCAUUGACACAUACAAGCUCAGCAAGCACGUCCAAUGACCAGACUGGCAAUAACGAAGGCACAAACUUGGGCGGCUCGCCAACGGGAGGAGCGCCAGGAGCGUCUACCGGAUUGGCUAGCUCGUCUACAUCUUCUGGGUCUUCAGCUUCGACCAAUGUUUCUGGAAACAAUGGCAAUAAUAGCAGUGGAACCGGUUCUAAUUUGUUCCGGUCGCAAUCCUUCAACUUCCAUCCUUACUCACACGCCCGCACAAACUCUCAACCAAAUUUCCCAAGCCCACUUGGUCACCCAUCAUCAUCUGCAACUCUGUCAACUUCUUCAACUAGCCCUAACAAUUCUAAUGCGUUGAACCGAAGGUUAAUACGUAACAACAGUCUAACGCUUGGUCAUGAUGGACAAGUGAUUGUUGGUGGUGCUAGUUCCAGUGCUCGAUUGUUUCAGCAGACAUCUCAAGGGUUUACCCAUAAACACCGUCAGCAGCAGCUACAACAACAACAACAACAGCAGCAGCAGCAGAUUACGGGUGGAGUGAUGACUCAGGGUAGCUACGAGGGAUUGGUCAAGGAAAACGGCCGGCUCAGUGAGCUUGUGUACGAGAUGCGCGAGCGAUUACUGGGAAUGCGUGGAGUCAUGGAGGAGGUGCGCCGCAAGUACGAGAGCGAACUACAAGACCAAGCGCAGACAAUUUUGAUCCUGGAGCGACGGCUGGCCGACGCUACACGGGAGGGUGGUGGUGGAGAUGGGUCUGAUGGAUCUAGUCCCAAGACUUCAUUGAUGGUUGAAAACAGUGGGCCUGGAAGUGAAAGCAAUGCAAGAUUACGGCAGGUGCUUGUGCAACGAGAACGACAACUACAAGAUACUCUAGCAGACGUGGAGUAUCUGCGGAAACAAAUGGCGUACAAGGACCAGGAAAUUGAGUCACUCAAACACUUGCAUGGCAUGGAACUGCGGACACUGCGGAUGGAGUCUGCGAUGCGGGCCCGGUCUGGGUUUAAAGGUGAAGACUUGGAUGUGGAUAUGAGUUGUGAUGAUGGCAGCAAUAUCACCAAGCGAGAUGAGAGCGGUGGUGGUGGUGGUGGUGAGAUUAACGAUGAUGACGAUGAUGACGAAGAGGAAAAACUCAAGAGGGGGUUGGAAGCUGCAGAGAUUCAAGAAGAAAAUCGUGAAGAAGAUGAAGAAGAAAACGAGCAGUUACAGCAAAGUCUUGGGCAAGUCCAGCCUCCUAGUUUUCAUCACCACCGGUCUGCAUCUAUGGUUGAUUUGAAACCAUCUGGGAGUUUUGGAAGUGCAAUUCUUGGAGCAAGUCAUAAUAGAAUGGCUGGAUCAAUAAGUUCUCGCAUCUCGCUAGGCCCCGUGGCUUUGGAUUUCGGAACAGUUGGAACAGCAGUGUCAGGAGGAGGAGGAGAGAGAAGUACUAGUAACAACAGUAAUAGUAGCAGUAGUACUGGAUUAAGGAACCAGACAUUGUCAUCACCAAGUAAAAGCGGCCGACUGUUUUCAAAGAUUACAAACAAGUUUUCGAGUGGAGAUCGUGGGAACCGGGGAAAUUCAGGAGGAGGAAAUGAUGAUGGUGGGUCUAGUCUUUUAGGAGCAUUGAUGCGUACUAGCAACAAGUGA
This is a messenger RNA of Magnusiomyces paraingens, 3840 nucleotides long. RefSeq lists its product as uncharacterized. The coding region runs from base 1 to 3840 and encodes 1279 amino acids. The record is from RefSeq and is a predicted model, not a curated record. NCBI's taxonomy places the organism in Eukaryota, Fungi, Ascomycota, Dipodascomycetes, Dipodascales, Dipodascaceae. The transcript has a single exon.